AUGAGUGCGCGCGGCAUGAGUGCGCGCGGCCCGGCCCUGGGCCUCCUGCUGCUGCUGCUGCUGUGCCCGGCGCAGGUGUUCCUGCAGUCCUGCGUCUGGUAUGGAGAGUGUGGGAUCGCUUCUGGAGAUAAGAGGUACAACUGCGAAUAUUCCGGGCCCCCGAAGCCACUGCCGAAGGACGGGUAUGACCUAGUGCAGGAACUCUGUCCGGGGCUCUUCUUCGGCAACGUCAGCCUCUGCUGUGACGUGCAGCAGCUCCGGACCCUGAAAGACAACCUGCAGCUGCCCCUCCAGUUCCUGUCCAGGUGUCCAUCCUGUUUUUAUAACCUGAUGAACUUGUUUUGUGAGCUGACUUGUAGCCCUCGACAAAGUCAGUUUCUGAACGUUACAGAAACCGAAGAGUACGUGGAUCCUGUGACCCAUGAGAACAAAACAAACGUAAAGGAAUUACAGUACUGUGUUGGCGAGAGUUUUGCCAAUGCCAUGUACAAUGCCUGCAGGGACGUGGAGGCCCCCUCGAGCAACGACAAGGCCCUGGGGCUCCUGUGCGGGAAGGAGGCCGCAGCCUGCAACGCCACCAACUGGAUCGAGUACAUGUUCAACAAGGACAACGGCCAGGCCCCCUUCACCAUCACCCCCGUCUUCUCAGACCUCCCGGCCCACGGGAUGGAGCCAAUGAACAACGCCACCAAGGGUUGUGCCGAGCCCGUGGACGAGGUCACCGGGCCCUGCAGCUGCCAGGACUGCUCGGCCAUGUGCGGCCCCCGACCCCAGCCACCGCCCCCUCCCAUCCCCUGGAGAAUCUGGGGCCUGGACGCCAUGUUCGUCAUCAUGUGGGCCACCUACAUGGCGUUUUUGCUCAUGUUUUUUGGAGCAAUUUUUGCCGUGUGGUGCUAUAGGAAGCGGUACUUUGUCUCCGAGUACACCCCCAUCGAUAGCAGCAUAGCUUUCCCGAUCAAUGUCAGCGACACGGGGGAGGCCUCCUGCUGUGACCCGCUCGGUGCCGCCUUCGAGGGCUGCUUGAGGCGGCUCUUCACCAGGUGGGGCUCCUUCUGUGUCCGAAACCCCGGCUGUGUCAUCUUCUCCUCCCUGGCCUUCAUCGCCGCCUGCUCCUCAGGCCUGGCGUUCGUGCGUGUCACCACCAGCCCAGUGGACCUGUGGUCGGCCCCCAGCAGCCAGGCGCGCCUGGAGAAGGAGUACUUUGACACCCACUUUGGGCCGUUCUUCCGCACGGAGCAGCUCAUCAUCCAGGCGCCACACACCGACGUGCACACUUACGAGCCGUACCCCUCGGGGUCCGACGUGCCCUUCGGACCCCCUCUUGACAGAGGGAUUCUGCACCAGGUUCUUGACUUACAAACAGCCAUUGAACACAUCACUGCCUCUUACAACAACGAGACUGUGACCCUUCAGGACAUUUGCUUGGCCCCGCUCUCUCCGUAUAACAAGAACUGCACCAUUCUGAGCGUGCUGAACUACUUCCAGAACAGCCACUCGAUGCUGGACCACGAGAUAGGGGACGACUUCUACACCUACGCAGAUUACCACACGCACCUGCUGUACUGCGUCCGGGCCCCUGCCUCGCUGAAUGACACCAGCCUGCUGCACGACCCCUGCCUGGGGACGUUUGGGGGGCCCGUGUUCCCGUGGCUGGUGCUGGGAGGCUAUGACGGUCAGAACUACAAUAACGCCACCGCCCUGGUGAUGACCUUUCCUGUAAAUAACUACUACAACGACACGGAGAAGCUGGAGCGGGCCCAGGCCUGGGAAAGAGAGUUUAUUAAUUUUGUGAAAAACUACAAGAAUCCAAAUCUCACCAUUUCCUUCGUUGCUGAGCGAAGUAUCGAAGAUGAACUGAACCGUGAGAGCAACAGUGACAUCGUCACCGUGGUGACGAGCUAUGCCGUCAUGUUUCUGUACAUUUCCUUGGCCCUGGGGCACAUCCGGAGCUGCAGCAGGCUCCUGGUGGAUUCCAAGGUCUCCCUCGGCAUCGCAGGCAUCUUGAUCGUGCUGAGCUCGGUGGCCUGCUCGCUGGGCAUCUUCAGCUACGCCGGGGUCCCCCUCACCCUCAUUGUGAUCGAGGUCAUCCCCUUCCUGGUGCUGGCCGUCGGGGUGGACAACAUCUUCAUCCUGGUCCAGACCUACCAGAGAGACGAACGUCUUGAAGGAGAGACCCUGGACCAGCAGUUGGGCCGGGUCCUGGGAGACGUGGCCCCCAGCAUGUUCCUGUCGUCCUUCUCCGAGACGGUGGCCUUCUUCUUGGGAGCCCUGUCAGUGAUGCCCGCUGUGCACACCUUCUCGCUGUUUGCCGGGAUGGCCGUCCUCAUUGACUUCCUGCUCCAGAUCACCUGCUUCGUGAGUCUCCUGGGGUUGGAUGCUAAGCGUCAGGAGAACAACCGGCUGGACAUCCUGUGCUGUGUCCGCGGCGAGGAUGAUGCCGGCCCCCAGGCCUCCGAGAGCUGUUUGUUCCGCUUCUUCCGAGACGCCUACUCCCCCCUGCUGCUCACGGCCUGGAUGCGGCCGAUCGUGAUGGCGGUGUUCGUGGGCAUUCUCUCCUUCAGCAUCGCCGUCCUGAACAAGGUGGAAAUUGGAUUGGAUCAGUCUCUUUCGAUGCCAGAAGACUCCUACGUGACGGACUAUUUCAGGUCCCUCAGCCAGUUCCUGCACGCGGGCCCGCCCGUCUACUUCGUGGUGGAGGAGGGGCUGGACUACCGGUCCCUGCAGGGGCAGAACCUGGUGUGCGGGGGCAUGGGCUGCAACAAUGACUCGCUGGUGCAGCAGCUGUUCGACGUGGCCGAGCUGGACGCCUACACCCGGAUCGGCUUCGCGCCUUCGUCCUGGAUUGACGACUACUUCGACUGGGUCAAGCCGCAGUCCUCGUGCUGCCGCGUCCACAGCGGCUCCGGGCGGUUCUGCAACGCCUCCGUGACCGACCCUGGCUGCAUCCGCUGCAGGCCUCUGACUCCCGAGGGCAAACAGCGGCCCCAAGGGGAAGACUUCAUGAAGUUCCUGCCCAUGUUCCUCUCCGACAACCCGAACCCCAAGUGUGGCAAAGGGGGCCAUGCUGCCUACGGGUCGGCUGUUAACAUCCUGGGCAAUGACACCGGUGUGGGUGCCACCUACUUCAUGACCUACCACACGGUGCUCCAGACCUCUGCUGACUUCAUCGACGCCAUGAGAAAGGCCCGGCUCAUUGCUGCUAACAUCACCCAGACCAUGAGCCAGGGAGGAAGCAACCAUCGCGUGUUCCCAUACAGUGUGUUCUACGUCUUCUACGAGCAGUACCUGACUAUCAUAGAGGACACCGUCUUCAACCUCUGCGUGUCCCUGGGGGCCAUCUUCCUGGUGACGGUGGUGCUGCUGGGCUGCGAGCUGUGGUCUGCAGUGAUCAUGUGCGUCACCAUCGCCAUGAUCCUGGUCAAUAUGUUUGGCGUCAUGUGGCUGUGGGGCAUCAGCCUGAACGCGGUCUCCCUGGUCAACUUGGUCAUGAGCUGCGGCAUCUCGGUGGAGUUCUGCGCCCACAUCACCAGGGCCUUCACGGUGAGCGCCAAGGGGAGCCGCGUGGCACGUGCGGAGGAGGCGCUCUCCCACAUGGGCAGCUCCGUAUUCAGUGGAAUCACGCUUACAAAAUUUGGAGGGAUUGUGGUGUUGGCCUUUGCCAAGUCUCAAAUUUUCCAGAUAUUUUACUUCAGGAUGUACUUAGCCAUGGUCUUCCUGGGAGCCACGCACGGGUUGAUCUUCCUUCCAGUCCUCCUCAGCUACAUCGGACCAUCUGUAAAUAAAGCCAAAAGCCUGGCCACGCAGCAGCGCUGCAGAGGCACAGAGAGAGAGCAGCUCCAUUUCUAG
Molecule: messenger RNA, 3846 nt
Organism: Pipistrellus nathusii (Nathusius's pipistrelle)
Lineage: Eukaryota; Metazoa; Chordata; Mammalia; Chiroptera; Vespertilionidae
Source: the annotation of a GenBank genome assembly